UGGGAGAUCUGCAAUUUCCUGCUUUCGAAACCAAUGGUUUAUUUAUUCACUGCUGCUACCUUUUCGCGGAGCACGCAUUCGCGUUCACUUAUAAACCAAAUAUAAUGGCAUUGUGUUAUUCUAUUAGCUACUAGUAGCAAUUAACGUAAUGUACGUUAAAACCGUGUUGCUCUCCUAUCCUUUGUUUUGAAAUAAGUGGGCGUGUGUUUCAGCUUCCCCUGAAAUACAAUCGGGAAGUUGUCCCGCGCCAUUUCCAUAGCUUCUACGCCAUCUCGAAGAUCGUGCUUCGAGUUACAAGAUUACGUUAUCAACAUCGGUGUACUCUUCUUCAAUUUAUCAAAACCCCACUGCAUCGAGGUUUUCGGGCCGACUUCAGUUCCACAAUCUACGUACUAAAUAACGUCGUCGUUAGCUGUUGAUUGUUGUAGUAGUGAGGUGAACUAACGUCGUUGGCUAGCUGGUUAAAGUUAGCCUACUUACCACUUUCGAAAAAAUUAAACUAGCUAGUUUCGUUGAUGUGUCCUACCCUCUCCACUUUGAAGUCAUGUUGGGCGAAUCACUAAUAAAUAUUGAACCAAAUCUGGACAACGUUGAAAACAAUAAGCCAUCCAUUUUGACUUCCUACCACGUCGGGGCAAGCCUAGGCAAAACAAGGCAAGCACUGUUGAAGAAAGGUGGGAGAAAAUUGCGUUCAACAACGUCAGGGUUACAGCGGACACACCAACAACCGCGCCAAAAAACGCUGAGAAACAAUCCCACACGGCUUGCAGACAUCAACAACAAUGUCGCAGCUUGUAAAGCCCCAAGUGCCGAACUCGCAACCCACCGGACCCAGGCGACUCUGCUGACCUGUCACCAUCUAAAGCAGGGGACAAAGAAAGAGCUGCUGAAGUCAAAAAAUGGGAGAGUGGAGAGGGCCACAACACCAGGUGACCAGUCUGUCCACAACCUCGAUAGACUCGAUCAAGCUGCCCAAAAUCUCAACACCCGGAGCCAAAGGAGCAGGCACGUUAAUGCACCUUGCAAUGCUCCCUCAGUACAGAAAUAUGACAACAGCUGCCACACAAAGCCCAAUUCUGCUCCCUUUCAGCUCCUCCGUAGAGAGAAGAAUCCCUUCAACUCAGUUAACAAUGUCAAGAUUGUGACUGUAUCCCCAGCUGAGCUUGUACCUGAGGAUGAGCUGAAAGACGGAGAGAAGAUCUAUGCUGGAGCUAAAUUCAGCGAGCCCCCGUCUCCAAGUGUCCUGCCCAAACCACCGAGUCAUUGGGUCGGCGAGACCGCCCCCCAACAUUCCGACCACAGCCGAGAGCAAAUUACGUUUCAUUUGAAGUCUCUGCUGAAGGUUCAAGAUAAACCAUGAUCUCAAUGGAUGGAAAAUCUUAUCAAAAAGAUCCGUCUAUACCUGAUCAAUGACAAAUUUGGCACCGAAGAAUUUGGACUCUGAAAGAACUGGAACAAUAACUUAACAGCAACAGAAUGUAAUGAGUUUUUGAUCUGUAAUACAAUUUCACAUGUUCUGAGCAAGCGGCCUUGUUUUUGGGGGGAUUUUUUAUGAACUUGUGUAAAUGUAUAUACUGUAAACAUGUAAUAUAAGUGUAUAUUUUUCAUGUUAUUUUAACAGAAAGUAUAGUUUUGUUACUGAAGCCUAAAAAAGAUGUUCACCUUGAGCUGGUGCACUUACUGUUCCAAUAAUGGGCUGCAGUGCCCAUUGGGACGUAUUAAACGUAAGAAAGAUUAUCUUACAGAUUUGCACAAGACUGACUGAACCAACACGAGUCACCACAAUGGCAAGCAAGAAUAGUUGUGUGAAGGUUUGGGGUUCUGUGAACUUCAGCCCACCAGUUGUGACUGCUAUUGCCUUGAAUGCACUGCAGGGAGGACCCACAAUCUUCAGGGAACUCUCUGGAAGGACGGUCUUGAAGACGGUAACCUCGUCCCCAGGCUCAACGACAGAGGGAGCCAGCUGGGUGAACGACAUCGAGAAGAUGGAGUGACAAAUGUGAGUCUCAAAAUCAAAAAUUCCCCCUCUGAUGACGAGGACAACUGCCGCUGCAGGAAACAGACAAAUUCAGCACGAGCACUGACUGAGUGCCCUUUGUUUUGAAUCUCUCCAGCACUGACACAUUUCUCUUUUUGUUUUUCCUUUUCCUUUCAUUGGCCCCCUGAUCACCAGUGUUGUUCCAUCUAAAGCGCUGAGAAUGUUUACCGGAAGAAAGAUGAAUGACAUGGUCUUUUAUUAUUAUGUAACACACAUUUGACCCCUUCCCCCUAGAGCUAGGCAGCUGCUAGUUCUUGUUCCUUCACUCCGUGUCACACAAAAAUGAAAUUGUAUUACUGUACCAAAGAUUGAAUUUUGUUUUUUGCAAAUGUUCAAAAUGUUAAGUCCAGUGACUAAAUUUGUAUACAUCUUAAAGCAAUACUCUCACUUUGCAAUUAGAAUUUUUUAAAUUUUAUGAUGCAUUUCAUAUCUAAAUUGAAAUUAAAAUAUUGGCUACCCCUUA
Molecule: messenger RNA, 2501 nt
Organism: Oncorhynchus mykiss (rainbow trout)
Lineage: Eukaryota; Metazoa; Chordata; Actinopteri; Salmoniformes; Salmonidae
Product: proline-rich nuclear receptor coactivator 1
Source: RefSeq, a predicted model, not a curated record